CACCAUGUAUCUGGGUCGGACAUUUUAACGACCUCGAUAGCCCGAGCGAGCGGAGCCUUUCUGCAGAGACCUGCUGCACUGAAUUAGCCGCGUCGAUUAACACCGCCCACCUCGGACACGCCGGGACACACAGCAUGAACUCCUUAUUGUUGCUAGCCAGCCGGUAGCAUUAGCAAGCUAGCUAGCUUAAAACCUUCGAGCAGGCAGGAUGGAAAGCACCGAUGGAAUGGAGGUGGAUGGCUGGGACCCCAAUCUGGAGGAAGAGCUGGGCGUUUCUCUGGAUGAGUUGAAGAAGUGGAUUGAAGAAGCCGUGGAGAAGAGCGAGAUUGUGCAGAAGAAGAAAGCUCAGCUGACAGAGCUCAAAGAAUGGGUGGAGCAGAAGGAAGAAGAGGAAGCCAAGACAGAGAUGCUUCUCAAAGAUGCCAACCAGUCCAUACUGGAGUGUGAGAAACUGGUGAAGGAGACAUACCAGAAGAACGGUCUGGUUUACCGUGAGAGUAGCUCAGAGGAUGAGGGAGGUGUGGGAGGCCUGCUGUCCUCUGAAGUCAUCGAAAUUGACGAUGAUGACGAUGAUGACGUCAUCGCUGUUGGCUGUUUGGUUCCUCCAAAGAAGCCAAUGACACCAAGUAAAGAUCCACUGGUAAAAGACACCUCUGCAGCUUUAGAGAAAACCUCACAGCAGGUGCAGAAGUUGGUCCACAUGAUCAGCAAAACCACCCCAGGUUCACCAUCGAUCCGAUCUCCAACACAGCUUCCUUCCCAGACAGGUAUUCAGAUUGCAACACCAGCAGUGUUCGUUUCCCAGGUUUCGUCUCAUGCAAUGACCCACCCGAACCCAAACAUCACAGAGGAUGAGCUCAAGGUCGGGAUGAACAUUCUGGGAAAGAAGCGUACGAAGACGUGGCACAGAGGAGCCCUCGUUGCUAUCAACCCUGUCGGAAAUAGUAUAUUCAAGUAUAAGGUGAAGUUUGAUAAAGGAAAGAGCCUGCUGUCUGGAAAUCAUGUGGCGUUUGACUAUAACCCCACCUUGGAGAGUCUGUUUGUCGGGGCUCGUGUCGUUGCCAAGUACAAGGAUGGCAACCUGGUGUGGCUCUAUGCUGGAAUAGUGGCAGAGAUGCCCAACAACAAGAACCGCAUGAGGUUUUUAAUCUUCUUUGAUGAUGGCUAUGCCUCUUAUGUGGCGCUACCUGAGCUCUACCCUGUUUGCCGACCAUUGAAGCGUACCUGGGAGGACAUAGAGGACGCAUCAUGUCGAGACUUCAUCGAGGAGUACAUCACUGCGUAUCCUAGCAGGCCUAUGGUGCUUCUAAAGGUUGGACAGAUCAUCAAGACGGAGUGGGAGGGAACCUGGUGGAAGAGCAAAGUGGAGGAAGUGGACGGAAGCUUGGUCAAGAUCCUCUUUCUGGAUGAUAAGAGGAGUGAGUGGAUCUACAGAGGCUCCACCAGGUUGGAGCCAAUGUUCAACCUGAAGAUGACCACGGCCAACACACAGGAGAAGAAGCUAGCAGGACAGCAGAGGUCACGACCUAACAUGGGGGCGUUGAGGAGUAAAGGCCCAGUAGUUCAGUACACCAGCGACGGACAUCUUGGAGCCUCUCCUGUUAAAGCACCACAGUCCUCACCAAGCCAACCUUCACAGCCGCCACAGCCGCCACAGCCACCACAACCAUCAACACGUCCUCAGCCCCCACAGCCACAGAUCCAACAGACCCCAACGCCUCUGCCAACCCCACAGCCUCCACAGAUUCCACAGACCCCACAGAUUCAACUGACCCCACAGAUUUCACAGAUUUCACAGAUUUCACAGAUUUCACAGAUUCCACAGAUUCUACAGACUCCACAGACUCCACAGAUUCAGCAGAUUCAGCAGAUUCAGCAGAUUCAGCAGAUUCAGCAGAUUCAGCAGAUUCAGCAGAUACAGCCUCCUCGCAUUGAUAACAAACAUCAAAUGGCAAAGAAGAGCACUUCUCCAUUCAUCCCUGGAGUGGGAGGAACCCAUGCUUCCAAAAUCAUGCAGUCUCUUUCUUCUACUCCCAGCACUCUGUCUGGAAUAAGAAUAAUCGCUACUCAAAAUACUCCCACGCUCACUUUCGCACAACCGUUUCAGAGACAGCUGCCCAUUAUCACUUCAGGCCCCCUUCCUAUUACACACGCAAUGGCCACAAUCCCACACCAGCCUGCGUACCGUGCCCCGACUGACCGCAUCUUCUACCUGGCGCACACUUGUCAGCUUGCAUGUCUAAACCGGGUUCGACCUGUGAAACCAGACAUGCAUCGAGGAAAAAACCCUCUCCUUACACCUUUACUGUACGAUUUCAGACGCAUGACAGGGCGUCGCAAAGUCAACCGCAAGAUGUCCUUCCACGUGAUCUACAAGGCUCCUUGUGGUCUUUGCCUGCGUAACAUGGCAGAGAUCCAGCACUACCUCUUCCAGACUCGCUGUGACUUUUUAUUCUUAGAGAUGUUCUGUCUCGACCCCUACGUGCUCGUGGACCGGCCCUUCCAGCCUCAGAGGCCGUUCUACUACAUCCCUGACAUCACUAGCGGAAAGGAGGACAUCCCGCUCUCCUGCGUCAAUGAGAUCGAUUCCACCCCUCCUCCUAAAGUAGCCUACAGUAAAGAGCGUAUUCCUGAAGAUGGAGUUUUUAUCAACACCAGUGCAGACUUCCUGGUUGGAUGUGAUUGCACUGACGGCUGUCGAGACAAAUCCAAAUGUUCGUGUCACCAGCUGACCCUGCAGGCCACAGGCUGCACACCAGGGGCGCAGAUCAACUCAAACGCUGGAUAUUUGAACAAACGACUAGAGGAGUGCCUCCCCACAGGGAUCUACGAGUGCAAUAAGAGGUGUAAAUGCUGUGCCCAGAUGUGCACGAAUCGGUUGGUGCAGCAUGGCCUGCAGGUCCGCCUCCAGCUCUUCAAGACCCAGAACAAAGGCUGGGGCAUUAGAUGUCUGGACGAUGUGGCCAAGGGCUCUUUUGUGUGCAUCUAUGCUGGUAAAAUCUUGACUGACGACUUUGCAGACAAAGAAGGUCUUGAGAUGGGUGACGAGUAUUUUGCUAAUCUGGACCACAUAGAGAGUGUGGAGAACUUCAAGGAAGGCUACGAGAGCGAGGCCCACUGCUCGGACAGCGAGGGCAGCGGCGUGGACUUGUCCAGGAUGAAAAUUCAACCAUCAGCUUUAGUGUCUAAUAACCCCCGUGGGCAGACCAAAAAGGCUCGUAGCCCGAGUUCCUCAGGGGACAGUAACGACGAGGAUGACAAGGAUUCAAAGAGCGAAGAUGACAGUGACAGUUCAGAUGACACAUUUGUGAAGGAGAACUACUUCAACUCCAGCUCUGUGUGGAGGAGUUACACCACACGGGGUCAGGUGAAAGGCAACAAAGAAGGGAGUCAAGACAGUAAAGAUGGAUUGCCUACUUCUGUCAGAGGAGCUGAAGAAGAUAAGCCCCCAUCCAUGCCAGAGGAGACAGGGAAGAGUAAGGUGGCCUUGUGGCUUACCAGCCAGGGAAUGAAGAAGGAAUCUGGAGAUAGCAAAAGUCAAGUGAAGUCAGAGACAGGAAAGAAGCAGGACGUGAUGACUCUGUCUGACAGCGAUGAUGUUCAGACCAUCAGCUCUGGAUCUGAUGAUAACAAGGAGAGGGAAAAGGUUACCCCAGGUGUGGUGAAGAAGCAGGUAGCUGUGAAAUCUACUCGAGGCUUUGCUUUGAAGGGCAGCCAUGGGAUGAUGGUGAAAACAGGUCCACCUGGAGGCGGGGGAGGGCAGGGGGGUCAGGGCGGGAAAUCAGGACAGCAGGGACAGACUGGAGCAGGAGGUGAAAACGUUUCAAAAAACACUCGUCUCUUCUUUGAUGGAGAAGAGUCCUGUUACAUCAUUGAUGCCAAGUUGGAAGGAAAUCUUGGGCGUUACCUCAAUCACAGCUGUAGUCCUAACCUUUUCGUCCAGAACGUGUUUGUGGACACACAUGACCUGCGGUUUCCCUGGGUGGCGUUUUUCGCCAGCAAGCGGAUACGGGCCGGCACAGAACUGACCUGGGACUACAACUACGAGGUGGGCAGUGUGGAGGGGAAGGUGCUACUCUGCUGCUGUGGAUCCACUGAGUGCAGAGGAAGACUGCUGUGAUCUUCAUCCAUCAUCAACUUCACUCCCUUAGCUACAUCUAUAGGAAACUUAGAGGAGCCCUACAACACUGUAACUUUGUGUUUUCUUUUUUUAUAAGCUGAAUCACAAGUUUUAUUAUAUUGCAGCUGUUUUGUUGCCUUUAUUUUGUAUAAACAUAUUUUCCUGAUUUGUCUCAUUUUAUCCAUGCUGUGUUUCUGAAUAAAAGUUUUUUUUUUCCUGAAGGAA
Notolabrus celidotus (New Zealand spotty) is the source of this 4345-nucleotide messenger RNA. It is a transcript of the gene setdb1b, whose product is annotated as SET domain bifurcated histone lysine methyltransferase 1b. The transcript is spliced from 25 exons. The coding region runs from base 209 to 4120 and encodes 1303 amino acids. Gene Ontology annotation, molecular function: zinc ion binding; protein binding; DNA binding. Gene Ontology annotation, biological process: negative regulation of gene expression; heterochromatin organization. Lineage: Eukaryota; Metazoa; Chordata; Actinopteri; Labriformes; Labridae. Gene Ontology annotation, cellular component: nucleus. The record is from RefSeq and is a predicted model, not a curated record.